AGCUGUCAAAAAAUGCUAUAUACAUAAGCUUUACAACCCUGUUAUACUAUUAUCGAAAUAAACGUUUUGUGAAAAGAAAAGUAAUUUAUAUUUUUGUGGAGAAGUAAAAAAAUAUACAUUAUCAAAUAAAUUAAAUUAUGGGUUCAUCCACAACCGGCAAACAUAAACAUAAAAAAGAAAAGAAACAUAAGCGUCAUCGCUCAAGGUCUCCCAGAGAGCUCCAUAGUGGCGAAGAAGAACAAAUAGAUUUGACAAGCGAAAAAUCCAGCAGUCGCCAUCGUCACCACAAACAUAAAAAACACAAGGAGCACCAUCGUGAAAGACAACAUAAACGUCGAGAACGAGAUCGUGACGACCGCAGUGAUGAAGUGAUUGCUUUGGCCGAGUCUGAUUCAGACAGUUCCGACUGCAUAGAAGUUCCGGUAGAUUCUAAAUCCAACAGUAAUAGCGAAGGAGAACGUAGUGCACCUCCACCUCCUUUGCUAUCGAAACAUGUCGAUCUCGAGGAAGAACGCCGUCGACGAGCUUACGAAAAAGAGAAAGAUAGGGAUCGUGAGUAUGAAAUGGAAAGAGAACGUGAACGUUACAAGGAACGUGAUAGAGCUUACGAAAGGUCGCGCGAAAAGGAAAGAGAACGUGAGCGUUAUGAGAAAAUACGAGAAAUGGAAAGAAGACGUGAAAGGGAGAGUCGUGAUGAAGAAAUGGAACGCGAAAUGCGAAAGGAACGUGAUAGAAAACGGGACAGAGAACGUGAAUAUGAGAGAGAAUUUCAUUCUAGGCAUCGUUCUGAGAGAGAGGAUAGAGAAUUUGAUUCACCAAGGGAUGCCGAAAGGUACAAUAGGGACCGAGAGCGUUCACUCGAAAGAGAAAGACAUACAGAAAGGGAUUUUUCACCUAUACCAGAAAAUGGUGCCGGCGAUUGUCUUUCCAUAGAGGAAACAAAUAAGUUAAGAGCUAAAUUGGGUUUGAAGCCAUUAGAGGUAGAUUCUGGCCCCUCUAAACCUUCAACUUCGGCGGCUGCUGCUGAAGCGAAAAAACCAGGUGAAAAAAAUCUUUCGUCCUAUAAAGAUGAAUGGGGAGAAUUUUUACACAAACCCGCGGAAGAUCUUAAAGAGAAAGCUAAGGUAGAAAAACUAAGAGAAAAGCUAAAACAGAAGAAAGAAAAACGUUUUUUGGAAGAAAGACUGGCUCACAUCAAGACCCUGGGUGAGUCGGAUGACGAAGUUGAUGAUAUUAGUAAGUGGGUGCAGCGUAACAAAAAGGUAGUGGAUGAAAAAAAAGCAGCUGAAGAACGGGCUAAAGCUUUAGAAGAAAUGGAUCAAGAAUUCGGUGUAGAGGAUUUAGUGGAGAAGGAAAAAGCAGAAGCGCGUCGCAAAGCUUACACAGAAAAACAUUUAAAGGGUCUUAAAGUUGAUCAUGAUAUGGAUGAGUUUUCUGAGGGAAAGACUAUUAUUUUAACUCUUAAAGAUACCGAUGUUUUGGACGAGAAAGAGGGCGACACUUUGAUCAACGUCAACAUGUUAGAUGAUGCUCGUUACCGCAAGAAUGUUGAAAACAAAAAGAAAAAUCCUUUGUCUUACGGUUACAAUGUAUUCGAGGAACAAUAUGAUGAACUUGGAAACCCCAUCGAAAGAAAUAUAUUGGAAAAGUACGAUGAGGAUCUGGAUGGAAAUAAAUUGAAAACGAAAAACUUCGUAAUUGGCGAAAAUUUAGAUGAAGAACGCGAAUAUCGCCGUAAGUUAUUAGAAAUUAAAACAAAAUUAGCAGGAAAACGUUUGGAAACAUUAGCCGAUACACAAAUCACUUUGGCAUCCGACACAAUGUCUGAAACAGAAAUGGCUAAAUUUAAAAAACCUAAAAAGAAAGUGAAGAAAUUGAGACAAAAGCUUAAAGCCGAUGACUUACAGCCCUUAUCGGAAGACACUUCCCAUUUUGGUAGUCGGGGGGGACUUCAUCGAGAUAAAGACGAUCCUAUGGAUUCUGAUAUAAAGAUUGAAGAACAAGACGAAGAUCUCGAACGUAUGCUCUCCAAAGCACGCAAACUUAAACAAAAGGAAAAUAUCAUUAAGAAAUCGUUGCCCAACAUCGAAACUAUUAAACCAGAAAUAAAAUCGGAAAUCGAAGAAGACAACGCCAUGGAUUCAGAAGUUAAUCGAGAUGCUCACAUCAUUCUUAAUGCCACAGCUGAAUUUUGCCGAACAUUAGGUGAUAUUCCUACUUACGGUAUGGCCGGAAAUCGUGACGAAGAUUCCAAUGAAAUGAUGGACUUUGAGGCAAUCGAAAAUGCCGAAGAGAGAUUAGUUGAUAACACCGAUGAUAUGAUAGAAGCCAGUCAUGGUACUUGGAAUUCGGUAAAUCCCGAUGAAGUUAAUCAACCCGCCGAUUUGGACAAUAUUGUUGACGAAGUAGAGGAUGUGGCUAUAUUGGAUGAAGAGCCAGACGUGGGCGCUGGUGUGGCAAAUGCAUUGCGUUUAGCUUUAUCUAAAGGUUAUCUAGAAAAGGAGGAUCUCAAUAGACCAAGUAACUCUAAAAUGGCACACUUACAGGCUAAAAACUAUUCGAUAGAAGAUAAGAACACAGCUGAAGACGAUAAAUUCGGCCGACGAGACCGUUUUCAUGCUGGUCCUAUUAUGGACUUUAAAGACAAGAGCAAUUUCAACCCAAACGUAAAAUUGGAAUAUAUCGAUGACAAUGGACGAAUCUUAAAUUUAAAGGAGGCUUUCCGUUAUUUAUCACAUAAAUUCCACGGCAAGGGGCCAGGUAAAAAUAAAAUUGAAAAACGUCUGAAAAAAAUGGAACAAGAUGGUCUAAUGAAAACGAUGAGUUCAACUGACACGCCACUGGGUACACUAACCAUGUUGCAACAGAAACAAAAGGAAACCAAAACGCCGUAUGUUGUUUUAAGUGGUGGCAAACAAGCGUCGAAUAAUGUAGCUGGUUCAACUAUAUCCAAGUUUAAGUAAAUGCAAACAAUAGAUGAUUACAAUAGUUAUAAAGCAUACAUAUAUAUAGAUUUUGCAUUUCGCACAUUUAUUUACAAGCAAAACAAUUCAGUGGAUCAAUAUAAAGAAAUAAUCAACAUUUGUUCAUAUUACGUUAUUAAUCAAAAAUUUUAUUACUUCAAAAGACAAGGCAAAAUAAAAAAUGUAUGUAAAUUCUGAAAUAGUAAAAAUGGGAUGACGCAAAAUUAUGAAAAGCGAUGCAUGAAUAACAUACGGUGAUAUUGAUCCCCUAGAAUUUAACAAAAAAGAAAACCCCAAUAAAUAUACAGUUUAAUUGCAAUAGUAUUUUUAAUAGAGAUACAGUCACAUUUAGUAACUUAACCUGAACUUUACACCUUCUAGAUUAUAUUCGUUCUAUAUUAUAUGUGUCACUGGCAAUUAAAAAUAAUUAUAAUUGUAAUAUUUUUAUAAUUUUUAACAUCUAAUAUUUAAGGUGAUUUAUUCAUUUGGCUAAUUUUGUUAUAGUUUGUAUUAUUAUCAAUUCAGUUUGAAAUUGAACUUUAAGUUAAACAAAAUAAAUGAAAAGAACCAAAAUAAAGAAUA
Molecule: messenger RNA, 3545 nt
Organism: Lucilia cuprina (Australian sheep blowfly)
Lineage: Eukaryota; Metazoa; Arthropoda; Insecta; Diptera; Calliphoridae
Product: U4/U6.U5 tri-snRNP-associated protein 1
Exons: 5
Coding region: 138-2963 (941 amino acids)
Biological process (GO): maturation of 5S rRNA; mRNA cis splicing, via spliceosome
Cellular component (GO): U4/U6 x U5 tri-snRNP complex
Source: RefSeq, a predicted model, not a curated record